Mus musculus (house mouse) is the source of this 1930-nucleotide messenger RNA. It is a transcript of the gene Smpd2, whose product is annotated as sphingomyelin phosphodiesterase 2, neutral. Gene Ontology annotation, biological process: sphingomyelin catabolic process; ceramide metabolic process; response to mechanical stimulus. The transcript is spliced from 9 exons. Bases 1045 to 1896 code for a protein of 283 amino acids. Gene Ontology annotation, cellular component: plasma membrane; caveola. Gene Ontology annotation, molecular function: catalytic activity; sphingomyelin phosphodiesterase activity; phosphoric diester hydrolase activity. Lineage: Eukaryota; Metazoa; Chordata; Mammalia; Rodentia; Muridae. The record is from RefSeq and is a predicted model, not a curated record.
CCCGAACGCCCGCAAGGGGCGGGACCUGAGUGAGUUCGUGGGCGGGGCCUCGCAUCAACUUCAAGCCUGUUGCUGGUGGAAGCCGAGCCGGGAACAAGGGAGGAACCUGUAGGCCGCGGUGCGGAGAACCCACCGAAGGACCUAAGAAUCUGGAACAGUCCACCCGAGAUUCCUUCCAGGACUGCCGGCGGCCUCGCGCAGCCAGCCCGGGAUUUGCAGCCGACCUUCUUUCCGGGUGGAAGGACGGCCUUUGUCCCAGUAACGCAGGAGUCGCCCCCCACCCCCAACCAGCUCGCGUUCCUGGGUCGGGGCAGCGCAGGACAGGGCAAUAAGCCUGUGCGCGCAAUCCGCCUCGCCGCCCUUGCUCCGAAGCACUCCAGCCAUGAAGCUCAACUUUUCUCUACGGCUGAGAGUUUUCAAUCUCAACUGCUGGGACAUCCCCUACCUGAGCAAACAUAGGGCGGACCGCAUGAAGCGCUUGGGAGACUUUCUGAACUUGGAAAACUUUGAUCUGGCUCUCCUGGAGGAGGUGUGGAGUGAGCAGGACUUCCAGUACCUAAGGCAAAGGCUAUCGCUCACCUAUCCAGAUGCACACUACUUCAGAAGGUGAAAAGCCUGUGUUCUCAGCCUGUUCUCAGACGAGGAAGCUCUCCAACAUUCUUGCUUGCACCCUCGAUCUUCUUCCUCUGGGUGUGAGAAGAGCAGGCCGUCACCCUCAUCUUGCAAGGGCUGCUGUCUUAGGCUUUGUUCUGGGGUUGAUCUUAGCAGUAGAGCUGGGAGACCGCGGAGGGGAAGAGGGCUGGCUGGGUACUCCCCUCCUUGCUCUUCUGGUUAUUAAGCAAGAGUUGGUUUUCAGCGGGAUGAUAGGCAGUGGCCUCUGUGUGUUCUCCAAACACCCAAUCCAGGAAAUCUUCCAGCAUGUCUACAGUCUGAAUGGUUACCCCUACAUGUUCCAUCAUGGAGACUGGUUCUGUGGGAAGUCUGUGGGGCUGCUGGUGCUCCGUCUAAGUGGACUGGUGCUCAAUGCCUACGUGACUCAUCUACAUGCUGAGUACAGCCGACAGAAGGACAUCUACUUUGCACACCGUGUGGCCCAAGCUUGGGAACUGGCCCAGUUCAUCCAGUGUCCACACAUCCAAGAAUGCAGAUGUGGUUCUAUUGUGUGGAGACCUCAAUAUGCACCCCAAAGACCUGGGCUGCUGCCUGCUGAAAGAGUGGACAGGGCUCCAUGAUGCUUUCGUUGAGACUGAGGACUUUAAGGGCUCUGAUGAUGGCUGUACCAUGGUACCCAAGAACUGCUACGUCAGCCAGCAGGACCUGGGACCGUUUCCGUCUGGUAUCCGGAUUGAUUACGUGCUUUACAAGGCAGUCUCUGAGUUCCACGUCUGCUGUGAGACUCUGAAAACCACUACAGGCUGUGACCCUCACAGUGACAAGCCCUUCUCUGAUCACGAGGCCCUCAUGGCUACUUUGUAUGUGAAGCACAGCCCCCCUCAGGAAGACCCCUGUACUGCCUGUGGCCCACUGGAAAGGUCCGAUUUGAUCAGCGUGCUAAGGGAGGCCAGGACAGAGCUGGGGCUAGGCAUAGCUAAAGCUCGCUGGUGGGCUGCAUUCUCUGGCUAUGUGAUCGUUUGGGGGCUGUCCCUUCUGGUGUUGCUGUGUGUCCUGGCUGCAGGAGAAGAGGCCAGGGAAGUGGCCAUCAUCCUCUGCAUACCCAGUGUGGGUCUGGUGCUGGUAGCAGGUGCAGUCUACCUCUUCCACAAGCAGGAGGCCAAGGGCUUAUGUCGGGCCCAGGCUGAGAUGCUGCACGUUCUGACAAGGGAAACGGAGACCCAGGACCGAGGCUCAGAGCCUCACCUAGCCUACUGCUUGCAGCAGGAGGGGGACAGAGCUUAAGAGCUUAACAAUAAAACUUGCUUGACACACUCUA